UUCUUCUAUUGUCCGUCUCUUCCUCGUUUCUCACAUUACUUUUCCUCCCAUCAAACACCAUCGCAUUUCUCCCCCUUUCUUCUUUUUCUUCUCCUCUUUUAUUUUUUUUUCUCGUAAAAUAUGUAAAUUUUUAAUCCCAAAGCUGGGUUUUCGAUCUAUCGGAUAUUUUCAAUUUUGUUUUCUGUUUUUGGUUUGCAGUUUCUAUUUGCAUUUGAUUUUUCUGGUCAAUGCAGCUUCAUUUUUGUUCAAAUUAGGGUUUUCUUUCCUAAUUUGUGAUUGAAAAUUUUGGGAUUCUUUUUUAUAUCAAUUUUAAAGCAUGUGAUUUGAAAGAUCUCUUUUUUCCUUUCUUAAUCCUUUUAAUUAUAAAGGAGGAAGAAUCCCAUUUUUUUUGCCCUUUUGAAAUUAAAUUGGAUUUUGGAUUAUUUUUAUUCUUAUGAUAAGUUUUGUCUCUUCGGUUUACACUUGGUUUUUUCCUAAUUAAACGUUAAUUAAUGCGUAUGUUGUAAAAAGUUGAGCUCUUUUUUGUCAAGGGAAGAGAAUCUGUGAACCGGUCAAUUUGGGAAAUCUGUUGGUUUUUUGGGUGUUAAUGUUUGUUGGGUAGGGGGGUUAUUUAUAAGGAAAAGCUAAUUGCUCGCAAAUCUAAGUAAACAUAGCUAUUUUAUGCUUCUGGGUUGAGUUGUUUAGCAAUGGAGAAAUCGAAGAUUGACCAUAUUGUUGGUGGCAAGUUUAAGCUGGGAAGGAAGAUUGGUAGUGGAUCUUUUGGGGAGCUCUAUCUGGGUGUAAAUGUGCAAACUGGAGAAGAGGUCGCUGUUAAACUGGAAUCUGUGAAGACCAAACAUCCUCAGCUUCACUAUGAGUCAAAGUUAUAUAUGCUUCUUCAAGGAGGGACUGGAAUUCCACAUCUAAAAUGGUUUGGAGUUGAGGCUGACUACAAUGUCAUGAUUAUUGACCUUCUUGGACCUAGUUUGGAAGAUUUAUUCAACUAUUGCAACAGGAAAUUUACAUUGAAAACGGUUUUGAUGCUUGCAGAUCAACUUAUUAACAGGGUUGAAUACAUGCAUUCUAGAGGUUUUCUUCACCGUGAUAUAAAGCCUGACAACUUUUUAAUGGGCCUAGGUCGCAAAGCAAAUCAGGUGUAUGUCAUUGAUUUUGGCCUUGCAAAGAAGUAUAGGGAUCUUCAGACUCACAAACACAUCCCAUACAGAGAAAACAAGAACCUCACAGGCACAGCUCGCUAUGCAAGUGUCAACACUCAUCUUGGAGUUGAACAAAGCAGACGGGAUGAUUUGGAGUCUCUUGGUUAUGUGCUUAUGUAUUUCCUAAGAGGAAGUCUUCCCUGGCAGGGAUUAAAGGCUGGCACAAAAAAGCAAAAAUAUGACAAGAUCAGUGAAAAGAAAGUUUCAACUCCCAUAGAGGUGCUUUGUAAAUCGUACCCAUCUGAGUUCGUAUCAUUUUUCCAUUACUGCCGAUCAUUGCGGUUUGAAGACAAACCGGACUACUCAUAUUUGAAGAGGCUAUUUCGAGAUUUAUUUAUUCGAGAAGGUUAUCAGUUUGACUACGUUUUUGACUGGACAGUUUUGAAAUACCCUCAGAUUAGUUCCAGCUCUAGAGGACGGCAUUCCAGUGGGAAACCAGGUCAUGCAGGACCAUCUGUAGAAAGACCUACAGAAAAGGUCUCAGUUGGGAAAGAGAUUCGGGAUAGAUUGUCAGGUGCUGUUGAAGCAUUUUCCACAAGGAAGUUCUCAGGCUCUAGUCCACAUGACAAUUCCAGAAACAGAUCUUCAGAGAAUCAACUGGAGCCAGAGAAAGGGCGUAGUUCUUCUCGUUAUGGCAGCAACACAAGAAAAGCUGUCGUCUCAAAUAGUCGGCCGAGUUCAUCUGGCGAACCUAGUGAAGGUCGUUCUAGCAGGUUACUCUCAAGCAGUGGCCGUCUGACUUCUUCACAAAGAAUCCAACCUGGGUAUGACCCAAAAUCAUCUACUCGUGCCGUGGCUUCUUCUAAAGGCACUCGUGACGACGCAUUUAGGAGCUUUGAGCUCCUCUCAAUCAGGAAGUGAUGAGAGAGAGUUUGAGAUAGGAAGGUAUUUGCUUAAGCCUCGUAUAGAUACAUACUCUUCCAUGUCAAGCAAUCUUGGAAUUUAUAAUCCUGCCAUUGUAUAUGGAAUAUCACUUAAUCGCUGCCAUCACUGACUAUUUCACAUCUUUUAAGAACAACGUUACUUAAUCUUGUUCCUGCUUCCUUUAUUUUUUGACUCUUGUAACGAUUUUUAGAAAUUUCCAAGGGAGUUGUGUACGGUACUCGAUUUGUCAUUAAUUUGGUUACUUUCUCUA
This is a messenger RNA of Hevea brasiliensis (rubber tree), 2331 nucleotides long. RefSeq names its product casein kinase 1-like protein 6. The record is from RefSeq and is a predicted model, not a curated record. The coding region runs from base 687 to 2057 and encodes 456 amino acids. Gene Ontology annotation, biological process: peptidyl-serine phosphorylation; signal transduction; endocytosis. Gene Ontology annotation, molecular function: protein serine/threonine kinase activity; ATP binding. Lineage: Eukaryota; Viridiplantae; Streptophyta; Magnoliopsida; Malpighiales; Euphorbiaceae. The transcript has 14 exons. Gene Ontology annotation, cellular component: nucleus; cytoplasm.